Molecule: messenger RNA, 7495 nt
Organism: Mugil cephalus (flathead mullet)
Lineage: Eukaryota; Metazoa; Chordata; Actinopteri; Mugiliformes; Mugilidae
Gene: neo1a
Product: neogenin 1a
Exons: 29
Coding region: 597-5123 (1508 amino acids)
Biological process (GO): cell-cell adhesion
Cellular component (GO): membrane
Molecular function (GO): protein binding
Source: RefSeq, a predicted model, not a curated record
GUUUUUGCCUGAGCGCACAGACAGCCAGGAUCCCAACUUCCGUGUGACUCCACACCCUGUUUUCCGGGGAGCCGGUGGAGAUCCAGCCCUUCAACACGCUGCUCUCUUACGUCCCGUCCGUGAUCAGUGAGCUGGCCGCGGCGGAGAUUUCUCCUUCUGCUCGGAUCUUAUCUUUUCACCAACUGAGCUCUUUCUAGUCGUUUGCGCGCUUGGCAGAUAUUGGAGUAGUAUAGCCGGCACAUUGGUGCUCAGUCGUCCGCCAGUCUUUUUUUUAGGCUGUGUCUCCGCGGCAAUGGAUUGAUUUCAGUGUUUUUUUCCCCCCCGACCUCUGCCUCGACCAAGUUGAGAAAACAGUCUCUAACCUGCGGCUCUCUCCUUCCAGCUACAUGUUUCAUCCGGCCAGUUUUAAAAGUACCUGGCUCCGGAUGUUUUUGCACAUUUUAGGACUUUGAACUUUCCCCCUCCCCUCAUUUGCGCGUUUUACAGGAGGCGGGUGGAGAGGAUUAAGGAUUUUUUUUUAAUUUUUUUUUUUUUAUUAAACAAAAAAGCUUCUCCGGGGGUUCUUGAAGCCUGCAAAGAUUUAUUUGUGAAAAGUGAUGGCCGAGCGGGGAGCUCUGUCGCUCCUCUCUCUUCUCUGUCUCACCUUUCUCUACACGGAGACCACCGCCGCAAAGCAUGUCGACAAAGGUUCAGCAGCGCGGCCCUUCGACCCCUUCUGGUUCACAGUGGAGCCCCAGGACACACUGGCCAUUCGGGGAAGCUCGGCACUGCUCAACUGCUCGGUGCACAGCGACGGGGCCACGCCGGCACACAUAGAGUGGAAGAAAGACGGCACCUUCAUGAGCCUGGUUUCAGACGAGAGGCGAAACAUACUUCCCGAUGGCUCGCUGUUCUUCAGCCACGUGGUGCACUCCAAGCACAACAAGCCGGACGAGGGCACCUACCAGUGUGUCGCCACCAUCGACAACCUGGGAUCCAUUUUCAGCCGCACGGCGCGCCUCUCCGUAGCAGGGAUGCCCAGGUUCGCCAGUCAGCCCCUUCCCAGCACCGUGCGUCUGGGGGACAGUCAGGUGAUGGCGUGCGAAGUCAACUCGGACCUGGUGCCCUUCACCCGGUGGGAGAAAGACCGCCAGCCGCUGGAGCUGAGCGCCCGGCUGGUCCAGCUGCCCAGCGGAGCCCUGGUUAUCAGCAACGCCUCGGAGGGCGACGCUGGCCUCUACCGCUGUCUGGUGGAAAAUGUCGGCUCUUCCAAGACCAGCGACGAGGCCCAGCUCCAGACCCUGCCAGAAACCGGAGAAGACAGGAAACUGGAGUUCCUUGUUCAGCCUGCGCCUGUAGCCAAGAUGAUGGGCGCCACCGUGCUGCUGCCCUGCGUGGUCACCGGUUACCCUGCGCCGCACGUCCGCUGGAUGUUCGGAGACAAGCUGCUGGAAGAAAGUGAUGGUCGCGUGGAAGUCCUGGGAGGAGGCAGUCUCCAGAUUUCCAAUCUCACGGAGGUGGAUGCCGGCGUCUACACCUGUGUGGCGGAAAAUUAUAACUCCACCAUUGAAGCCCAGGCCCAGCUCACAGUGCAAGUCCCUCCGCAGUUUGUCAAGCGGCCGCCCAACAUUUAUGCCCACGAGUCCAUGGACAUCGUCUUUGACUGUGAGGUUACGGGGACGCCGGCUCCCACCGUCAAGUGGGUCAAGAAUGGAGACGCGGUCAUCCCCAGCGACUACUUCAAGAUAAUUAAGGAGCACAACCUGCAGGUUCUGGGUCUGGUCAAGUCAGACGAGGGUUUCUAUCAGUGCCUUGCGGAAAACGAUGCAGGAAACAUCCAGUCCAGCGCCCAGCUCAUCAUCUUGGAUCAUGAUGUAGCCCUGCCCUCUUUCCCUCCCCCCUCACUGACUCCUAACACUACUGACCAUGUAACGCCAGGCUCCGGCGGUGUGGCCAGUCCGCCAGGCCCCACCCCCUCCGGCCCCAGAGACGUCGUGGCCUCGCUGGUUUCCACCCGCUUCAUCAAGUUGACUUGGCGGCCACCAGCCGAGCCGCACGGCGACGAGUUAACCUACUCUGUUUUCUACAGCCAGGAGGGCACCAGCAGGGAGCGAGUAGUAAACACCAGCCGUCCAGGGGAGAUGCAGGUCACCAUCCAGAACCUCAUGCCAGACACCAAAUAUCGCUUCAGGGUUGUGGCUCACAACAGCAACGGUCCGGGCGAGAGCUCUGCUGUCCUCAAAGUGGCCACCCAGGCUGAAGUUCAAGUGCCCGGCCCGGCUCCAAACCUGCAGGCAGUGUCCAACACACCGACCUCCGUUUCUCUCAGCUGGGACAAACCCCUCACUGGCAACGGAGAGAUCCUCACUUACAAGUUGUACUACACAGACAAAAGCGUCGGGAACGAGCAGGACGUUGAGGCCGAUGGUCAGUCUUACACCAUGACCGGGCUGAAGAAGAACACGGAGUACAGUUUCCGUGUGGUGGCCAACAACAGACACGGCUCGGGUGUUUCCACCGAGGACGUCACUGUUCGCACGCUGUCUGACGUACCAAGCGCCCCACCUCAGAACCUGACUGUGGAAGUGCAGAACUCAAAGAGCAUCAUGCUGCGGUGGCAACCCCCACCCCUGAGUGGCCAGAAUGGCGAGAUCACCGGCUACAAGAUCCGAUAUCGGAAAGGAUCUCGGAGGAGUGAAACGGCCGAGACCACAGGAGGCACCCAGCUGUACAAGCUCAUUGACGGUCUGGAGCGCGGGACGGAGUACUCCUUCCGGGUGUCGGCCAUGACGGUGAACGGCACAGGACCGGCCACCGAGUGGACCACAGCAGAGACGUUUGAGAGCGACCUGGACGAAUCACGCGUCCCGGAUCAGCCCAGCUCGCUGCAUGUCCGGCCCCUCGUCAACAGCAUCGUCGUGAGCUGGACGCCGCCGGAGAACCAGGACAUUGUGGUGCGCGGUUACACCAUCGGCUAUGGCAUCGGCAGCCCCCACGCCCAGACCAUCAAAGUCGACUACAAGCAGCGCUACUACACCAUCGAGAACCUCGACCCCAGCUCCCACUACGUGAUCACGCUGAAGGCCUUCAAUAACGUGGGCGAGGGGAUUCCCGUGUACGAGAGCGCCAUCACCAGACCGCAGUCAGACCCCAUAGACCCCGAUGUUGAUCUGUAUGAACUCUUCCAUGCUCCAUACACCCCAGUACCCGACCCUUCACCUAUGAUGCCGCCCGUGGGUGUUCAGGCCUCUGUGCUGAGUCACGACACCAUCAAGGUGACCUGGGCCGACAACUCGCUGCCCAAGAACCAAAAGAUCACAGAUAACCGCUACUACACGGUGCGAUGGAAGACCAACAUCCCCGCCAACACUAAAGUCAAGAUGGCCAACACGACCAGCCUGAACCACAUGGUGACGGGCCUGAAGCCCAACACGCUGUACGAGUUCUCCGUCAUGGUGACCAAGGGCCGCCGCACCAGCACAUGGAGCAUGACAGCCCAGGGCACCACCUUUGAGACCAUUCCCAGCUCCUCCCCGAAAGACGUGACUGUGGUGAGCAAAGAGAACAAACCUCGCACCAUAAUUGUCAACUGGCAGCCUCCCUCUGAGGCCAACGGAAAAAUCACGGGCUACAUCAUCUACUAUAGUACAGAUGUAAACGCCGAGGUCCACGACUGGGUGAUUGAACCCGUGGUGGGAAAUCGCCUGACGCACCAGAUCCAGGAGCUGACGCUGGACACCACCUACUACUUCAAGAUCCAGGCCAGAAACUCAAAGGGCAUGGGCCCCAUGUCCGAGGCCGUGCAUUUCCGCACGCCCAAGACUGAGUCCUCUGACAAAAUGGCUAAUGACCAAGCCUCAAAUCUUCCGUCGAAGCCGGGGCCUCCAAGCAACCCGGGUACCGACCCAGACUCUGGAUUGCCACUCGGUAAAUCAGGGAUCGGAGGCGGUGAGAAUCACAUCCUGGUCAUUGUCAUCAUUAUCUCCGUGGGAGCCUUUACCAUCAUAGUGGUGGUGGUGGGGGCUUUCCUGUGCACGCGCCGCACCACGUCCCACCAGAAAAAGAAGCGGGCCGCCUCGAAGUCCUCAAAUGGCUCCCACAAAUACAAAGGAAACUCCAAAGAUCUGAAGCCUCCGGAUCUGUGGAUCCAUCACGAGAGGCUGGAGCUCAAGCCGAUGGACAAGUCGCCGGAGACCAACCCGGUCAUGACCGAAACGCCAAUUCCCCGCUCCUCCCAGGACAUCACACCCGCCGACAGCGGCCUGGAAAGCAACCCGCACCUGCAGCAGAGGCGCAACUCAUACCGCGGCCACGAGUCAGAGGACAGCAUGUCUACACUAGCAGGCCGACGAGGGAUGAGGCCUAAAAUGAUGAUGCCUUUUGACGCACAGCCUCCUCAGCCUGUGAUUAGUGCUCACCCCAUCCAUUCCCUUGAUAACCAUCACCACCAUUAUCACAUGGGCAGCCUGGCGUCGCCGACACGCAGCUAUCUCUACCACAGCGGGCACCCACGCCCUCACGCCUGCGCCACCCCCAUCUCCCAUCUAGACAGGGUGGACUCCACAGAGUCCGUGAGGAACACCCCCAGCUCGGAGCCGCUCCCUCCGGCCGCCGCCUCCUCUCAGGCCUCCUGCCCCUCGGAGAUCCUGGCCGACCCCGAGGGCAGCUACCACGGCUCCACCACCACAGAGGAGGAGCCCAGCUACUCCAGCAACCUGCCCCCGCACCGCUCGGCCCACCCGCACGCCCACGCCCACCCGCUCAAGAGCUUCGCCGUGCCUGCAAUCCCGGCCACCGGCCAUCCGUCGUAUGAGUCGCCGGCGCUGCCGAGCACCCCGCUGCUCGCUCAGACCGGUCCUCCCACUCACCCCCACAUUGUCAAAACAGCCUCCAUCGGAACGCUGGGAAGGACACGAACACCGAUGAUAGUCACUGUGCCCAACGCCCCCGAUGUGCCAGAGACCAGCAAGAUGCUGGAAGAUGUAGACAGCGUGCUUGCCUCCCUCCCCCCCUGCCCCUCUCCCGCCCCCCGCAGUAACCCUGUUCCUCUCCCUCAGAGCUACGAGCCCGACGAGCUGACCGAGGAGAUGGCCCACCUCGAGGGCCUCAUGAAGGACCUGAACGCCAUCACCACAGCGCCAUGAGCUUGCACUCGCAGCAACACACACACACACACACACACACGCGCGCGCACACACACACACACACACACCGACACACGUUCUCGGUUCAGACACACACACAGAAAGACACACAAUCGAAAGUCAAACCUUUUGGAGCCAGAGGAGGCUGGUGGACACAAAAAUGGCUUCUUGUGCCCCAAUGAAACUCUCACGUCCCCCUGCAGAGAAAAAAAAUAAAUAAAAAAAAACAACAACAAACAACAAACGAAACAAACAAAAACCUCCAGACUGAAACUUUUUUUCGGCUUACCUUGCUCAGUCUCAGGAAGGAGAUUGCCAUGAGAGGGAAGAAAAGUGAGACGCUUCAUGUUUAUAUGAAGAAUCAUUCUCAGAGACGAUGAACUUUUUAAACAUCGGUUGCUUUCAGCCGGAAGAUUGUGAAUUUUUUCCUCAGCAAAAAUCCGCACGGUAGUUUUUCUUUUUCUUUUUUUUUUUGUUUGUUUUAUUUUUAUUUUUUGUGGCGAACCAAGACGGUCGAUUAUUCAAAAGGAGAAAGUCCAAAAAAAAAAUAUGCUGGUUUUGAUGUUUGGUGCUCACGCGGCACGGUCUACACACAGUGUUUGUUUGAUUAGUGUUUUCUUUGUGCAUUUUGUAUAUCUAUUGGGCCGUUUCAGUGAAGUGAACAUUGGAUAUCAGCCCCCCUUUACAAGCCUACAUUAGCCUUUUUAUUUUAUUUUAUUUUUUUUGCUUUUACCCCCCUUGUGUCAUAUAUUGUGCCAUGACUUUUUAUUAUUUUCUAUGUUAUUGUAUUAUUUUUUUACACACAUAUCCUUAUAAACAUGUACAUAUGUUGUGUUAUUUUUAAAAAAAAAAAAACUGCCUCAUUCUUUUGGUGUUUCCCAUUGUUUCAUUGUGAUUAUUUGGGAUGAAAGUGGGGCUGUACGAAUGAGUCCUGAAGCUCAGUUUUCAUAUCAACAAGGGAGAGGAGUGUUUCUACAGUACGUUCUUCUCUGGCAUUGUUUCACCACCUCCCCCCCUCCCAUGCCCACCCCCCUGUUUGUACAUUAAAAUGUCUUUUCAGUCCUCCAUUUGUUGUGGGAGCUCCGUUUUAAAAGCCUUACCAACGUGUUUGUGUGUUGGACCGUCGAGACGACCUCGGCUCUCCGGCUUGUGCUGUCACUCGCUUCUGUGGCAGCUUCGUUCUACGUCGUUCUGUGGGACUCGACAGUAUCUCCUAACAGGUCAGGGGUACCUCGGACUCAGGGCGCUGACCCCCUCCACCCCCCCAACCACCACCACCACCACCACCACCUCUCCUAGAGAAAGAAAGAAAAAAAAAAACAAUCAACCACAAAAGACGAGUUAUCUUUUAUACAAAAAGUUCGAUCGAAUGUGUGUGUUGUUUUCCAAAAACCAAUAUUUGGUUUCAGACAUCUGUACUGCUCGGCCACGUGGGCUCAACCCCCUCCCUUCCCUUCCCUUCAUCCUCCGCCAUCACGCCGUGGUCCUUUUACAAGUCAGAUGCAAAGAUGUUGGCCUUUUGAAGGGGACUCCCAGAUUUUUUUUUUAAAACAUGGUAGGUUUUGUAUGAAGAAAAAAAAAAGAAGCUUGUUCUACACAGAUUCAGUGUAAAAAGGAAAAAAAAAAAACUUAAAAAAAAUGUCCAUCUGAGAAACUAGUUUUUCAUUACCCUCUUACCCAAAGAAAUUUGUCAUUUGCAAUCAUAGUAAUUUGCUCUACUUUUGUGAAUACCAUGUUCUCAUAAAUGUACAUCGUCAUGAAUGUCAAUAUAACUGUAAGAGAUUUUAACUAUGGAUUCAAACAAGGAACAAGUUACUGUCGGGGGAGGGGAGGGGUGGAGGGUGUGAUUAAAAACAAAGGGGGGGGGGAGAAAAAGGACCGGACUCCAUUUUGGGAAAUAAUCUAUUCAGUUGUAAACAGUUGAACCUGUAUUGCACUUUUUCACAAUUUUUGGAAAGUACAUUUCUUACAUAUCUUGUGUUUUAAAUAUCAAAAAGCUGUUUGUGUAACGUAGUGUCCUAGGUAAGCAGCAGGCAGCUGGUCUUGUUUUUUUUUUUUGUUUUUUUUUUUAAUGUUUAUAAUUUUUAUUUUAUUUUGUUUUUUUGCUUCAGAGAUGAUAUGAAUCGAGCAGCCGAGUCGUUCGCUCGGCAGCUCGUGAUGAGGAAUUCUGUUGUUGCUUGUUCAUGUACAGAGCUUUCUUUGCUUUCUGUAGAGAAGAAGAAGAAGAAGAAGAAGAAGAAAAAAAAACGAAAUCCGUGGCUUUUUAAAAAAAUGUUGAAAAAAAAUGGUUUGGACAAAAAAAUAUGUUUUUUUAUUGGUGCUCCUAUACAUUGUGUAUACAAACUAUUAUGAAUACUAACAAAGUAAAUGUU